AUGGAUUAUUUCUCCUCGUACGCAGAUGACGAGGACGCGAGCGGAUCGGCGCCGGAAGUGCAAUCCGGAGGCGAGGCGAACGGCGUGUUGCUUGCCGAGGACUCGAAAGACACGCAGGCAGACGCUGAAAAAGAUGGCGCACUCAGCCGCGAAGAGGCUCUGCGCGUGUCGCUUCUCCCCUCCAUCGACUGCGCGCCACCUGUGAGCCUCUUAGCCUGCAAGGCGCAGUCACAGAGGCAGGCAGUCUUCCAUCGGCCGGAAGAUACUGUCAUCAUGUUCAACCCCAAGAUCGAGGCGCUGAAUGCGCCGCUGCAGGGGCCGCUGACACCGCAGCAGGAGCGUUGCGGCGGCUGGACGGGGGUCUACAGACGGCGGAUUGCCGGCGAAGUCGAGCGGGAACACGUGAACGUGGAGGCUUUCGACCGACAGUACUACGACUUCCAGUUCCACGGGCGCGCAGAAGAUCCUUCGAACUUCUCGCGGGGCGACUUGCUCUGCUCAGUAGCCGCGAGCGCGCCGGGCGGCGGCUCCACCGUCCGCGAGGCUGUCGCCUACGACGGCCGCGGCUUCGUACCCGAGGGCGUGCCGCGCCGGCGGCGCAAGCGGCAGCGCCUGCGGAACGACGACGCGACCUCUGACGACUUCCAGGGCCCCUGGGCGCCCUUCGAGGCGUCGUCAGUCGCGGCGGCAGCGGCAGGCGACACGGCCGAGGCGGCGGCGGAAGGAGAAGAGGGCGCGGCGGUGGGCACAGGAGAGGCGAACGGGGAGAAGGCGUGCGGGGAGGCGGCCGCCGCUGGAGAGGCUGCGUCGUCGUCCGCUGGGGCGAAGAAGAACGAGGCAAGUGCGCCGACGGCGGACAGCGUGUUCCACGGCAGGUCCGAGAGGGACUACCAAGGGCGCUCCUGGGUGGAUGCUCCGCCGACGACGAAGGAUCUGCCGCCGGAUGCGGCGUGCUUUCCGCCGAAGCGCGAGAUCCACGCGUACGUGGGUCACACGGGAGGCGUGCAGGCGAUUCGCUUUUUUCCGCGCAGUGGGCACCUGCUGCUGAGUGCGAGCAUGGACAGCACGGUGAAGAUCUGGGACGUGUUCAACCAGCGGAAACUGUUCCGUACGUACACCGCGCACCGGCAGGCAGUCCGUGACGUGCAGUGGGCGGAGGCAGGGGGCAAGUUUUACAGCUGCUCGUACGACAACACAGUCAAGCUCUGGGACACGGAAGUCGGCAAGGUGAUUGGCACCUUCGGGAACGGCAAGACGCCGUACUGCGUGGCGGUGAAUCCCAAGGAUGAUAACGUGUUUAUCGUGGGCAGCGCAAACCGCCGCGCGAUUCAGUUCGACGCGCGGACUGGCAACAUUGAAGUCGAGUACGCGGAGCACAUUGGCAGCGUCAACACCGUGACCUUUUGCGAGGAGGGUAAGCGCGUGGUCACCACUGCAGACGACAAGAAAAUGUUCGUCUGGGAAUACGGCAUUCCCGUGGUGAUCAAACACAUCUCCGACCCCGACAUGCACUCAAUGCCCGCCGCCGCCAAGCACCCCAGCGAUCGCUACCUCUGCUUCCAGUCGAUGGACAAUCAGAUUUUGACCUAUGACGCGUACGGGAAGUUCCGCAUGAACCCGCGCAAGCGCUUCAAGGGCCACCUCUGCGCCGGAUACGCGUGCCAGCCGGCCUUUUCGCCGGAUGGAAAGUGGAUCAUCUCCGGCGACGGGAACGGGAAACUCUGGGUGUGGAACUGGAAAAACGGAAAGAACGUCCGCACGCUCCAGGCUCAUGAACAAGUCUGCAUCGACUGCCAGUGGCACCCCAACAUGACCAGCCGCGUUGCCACCUGCGGAUGGGACGGCCUCAUCAAACUCUGGGACUAA
Besnoitia besnoiti is the source of this 1866-nucleotide messenger RNA. RefSeq names its product G-protein beta WD-40 repeat containing protein. The record is from RefSeq and is a predicted model, not a curated record. Lineage: Eukaryota; Apicomplexa; Conoidasida; Eucoccidiorida; Sarcocystidae. Gene Ontology annotation, molecular function: mRNA binding; protein binding. The coding region runs from base 1 to 1866 and encodes 621 amino acids. Gene Ontology annotation, cellular component: catalytic step 2 spliceosome. The transcript has 2 exons. Gene Ontology annotation, biological process: mRNA splicing, via spliceosome.